Messenger RNA from Cimex lectularius (bed bug), 532 nucleotides. RefSeq names its product putative SERF-like protein. The transcript has 2 exons. Gene Ontology annotation, cellular component: cytosol. The record is from RefSeq and is a predicted model, not a curated record. NCBI's taxonomy places the organism in Eukaryota, Metazoa, Arthropoda, Insecta, Hemiptera, Cimicidae. The coding region runs from base 180 to 377 and encodes 65 amino acids.
CUGCCAAAUUUGGAAUCGUCACCACCUUUUACGAUUAGAGGAGACUGUUUGUCUAUUAGCCUGUGUGUGAGUUUCGAUCUGACCGGAAGGCUUUAUUAGUAGUUCGGUUAUAUUGUCAUGAUUGUGAACGGAUACGGUUUGGAGACACCCGUUUUCUAGGAAAAACACCCAAGUGAACUAUGGCCCGUGGGAACCAAAGGGACCUGGCGAGGGAGAAGAACCAGAAGAAACAGAAAGAACUGGAGAGAAGGAAAGGAGCUAACGAAAAAGGGACAAACUGCGGCUUAAGCUUGGAGCAGAGAAAACAAAGGGACGCUGACGCGAUGCGUGAAAAACAGAAAAAGGCCAUGUCAAGCAAAGGAAGCGACACCAACUAAUUUACCAAUACCGUCACUAUUUGUUUGUUGUUGCUUCAUUUCAUCAGCCUUCUUCCUUCCUUGCCCAUUUUCACGUUGAAAAACAAACUGUAAUCACCAUUUUUAAAAAUAAAUUUAUAUUAUAAACAAUAGCAUAUUGUUUAUACUUAUCCUAA